UCUCGUCUCACUCCUGCUGCUCUCAGGAUCUUGAUUAUUUCUGCUCGGGUCUCUCUGGUGUGACGGACACUGGAUGUAUAAACGCUGGACCGUGUUUUCCGUGUGUUUUCCGUGUGUUUUCCGUGUGUUUACCGAGAUCCUCUUCUGCUGGACCACUCUCCUGUAAGUACAGCUUCGGUGUGAGAGCGGGGCAUGUUGUCACACUUCUCCGUCCACUGAGCUGGACUUCAGGAGCCACACACACACACACUGAGCUCGGACGCGGGGCAUGUUGUCACACUGUGUGGGGAGAUGGCCGGUCUGAGCUGACUCGCGAUGGACGGAGAGAAGAACGUCAGCGUCAGCGCGAACGUCUCCGGCGCGCACGGCCUGUGGGAGGCGGUCACCAUAGCAACCGUCUCCGCCGUGGUCAGCCUCAUCACCGUCGUGGGCAACGUUCUGGUGAUGCUGUCCUUCAAAGUCAACAGCCAGCUGAAGACGGUCAACAACUACUACCUGCUGAGCCUGGCCUGUGCCGACCUCAUCAUCGGCGUCUUCUCCAUGAACCUCUACACCUCCUACAUCCUCAUGGGCCGCUGGGCUCUGGGGAGUUUGGCCUGCGAUCUCUGGCUGGCUUUGGAUUACGUGGCCAGUAACGCGUCUGUCAUGAACCUGCUGGUCAUUAGUUUCGACCGCUACUUCUCCAUCACCCGUCCGUUGACGUAUCGGGCCAAACGAACGCCGAGGCGAGCGGGAAUCAUGAUCGGCUUGGCUUGGCUCGUGUCUCUGGUCCUCUGGGCUCCUCCGAUCCUCUGCUGGCAGUACUUGGUGGGAAAGCGAACGGUCCCCGAAGGACAGUGUCAGAUUCAGUUCUUCUCCGAGCCCGUGAUUACUUUCGGAACGGCGAUAGCCGCCUUUUAUAUUCCCGUAUCCGUCAUGACUAUCCUCUACUGUCGGAUUUAUAAAGAAACCGAGCGGCGCACCAAAGACCUGGCCGAGCUCCAAGGAGUCAACUCUGCCAACGAUUCGGAUCCACCGAAUCCCAAGACUCGCUCGUGUUUCGCUUCCAAAGAGGAGCAGCUGACCAACUUCAGCUACGCUUCGUCCGAAGACGAGGAGCGCUCGGCUUCUCCCUGCGUCUUCGCCGAGACCAGACACAAAAAGUGCGUCUCGUACAAAUUCAAAGACGUGAAGAGCGCUAACGCAGAGGAGAAGCCGGCGUCGUUCUCGUCGGCCGAGUCCGUGAACGCCCCGUCCUCCUCGUCUUCCUCCAAACCCGCCGAGGGCACGCUGAAGAGCCAGAUCACCAAGAGGAAGAGGAUGGUCCUGAUCAAGGAGAAGAAGGCGGCGCAGACCCUCAGCGCCAUCCUGCUGGCCUUCAUCCUCACCUGGACGCCCUACAACAUCAUGGUGCUGGUGUCCACCUUCUGCUCCGACUGCGUCCCGCUGGCGCUCUGGCACCUGGGAUACUGGCUGUGUUACGUCAACAGCACCGUCAACCCCAUGUGCUACGCUCUCUGCAACAAGACCUUCCGCAAGACCUUCCGCAUGCUGCUGCUGUGCCGCUGGAGCAAGAAGAGGCCCGAGGAGAAGCUGUACUGGUGCGGAGCGACCCCAGCGGCCGGACACAGACUCACCUGAGAGCUGUCCAUCUCAGAGAAACCUGUGAAAACUGAGAAAUAUUAUUAGAGUUUGAACUAGAGCUGAAUAUGCGUUAAACUCAUUUGUUUCUGUAUUUUCAGCAUCGUUCCUCCAGUCUUCAGCGUCGCACGAUCCUUCAGAACUCAUAAUAAUACACUGAUUUACUGCUCGAGGAACAUUUCUGAGGAUUAUUAUUAUGUUGAAACAGUUGUGCUGCACAGUGUUAUUGAUACACUCAAAAGAUUUUUUUAUUCAUCACGGAUGCAUUCAAUUGUUUAAAAGUGACAUUUAUGUUUUAGAUAAAUAUAGGUGCUUUACGAUACCGUAGAAGAACUGUUUUGUCUAACUGUUUCCAUAAAGAACCUCAUUACGUGUCGCUCUAAACCCGUAAGACCUUCGUUCAUCUUCAGAACACAAAUGAAGACAUAUCUGAUGAAAUCUGAGAGCGCUCUGACGCUCCGUAGACAGAAACUCAGAUGAUCCAGAUCCAGAAACCUAGCAAAUGCAUCGGAAAAUCAGUCCGUGUGACAUCAGUGACUCAAAAAAACUUCCUCUUCUAGUUACGUUUUCUGUCAUUUUGAGGAGAACCCUUCAUCUGGAGAACCUUUCUAUUUCAGGAAAGCAUCUUUGUAGCGAAAGACGUUUCUUCAGAUUAUAAAAAUGUAAGAAAGAGAUGGUUCUUUAAAGAACCUUUGACUGAAUGUUGGUUCUUCUGUGGCAUUGCUGUGAAAUGUAUUCAUCUGUGAAUCCUGAA
This is a messenger RNA of Puntigrus tetrazona (Sumatra barb), 2374 nucleotides long. It is a transcript of the gene chrm5a, whose product is annotated as cholinergic receptor, muscarinic 5a. The coding region runs from base 316 to 1620 and encodes 434 amino acids. Gene Ontology annotation, molecular function: G protein-coupled acetylcholine receptor activity; G protein-coupled serotonin receptor activity. Gene Ontology annotation, biological process: adenylate cyclase-inhibiting G protein-coupled acetylcholine receptor signaling pathway; G protein-coupled receptor signaling pathway, coupled to cyclic nucleotide second messenger; chemical synaptic transmission. The record is from RefSeq and is a predicted model, not a curated record. The transcript has 2 exons. Gene Ontology annotation, cellular component: synapse; dendrite; plasma membrane. NCBI's taxonomy places the organism in Eukaryota, Metazoa, Chordata, Actinopteri, Cypriniformes, Cyprinidae.